Salvia hispanica is the source of this 1469-nucleotide messenger RNA. Its product is annotated as tetrahydroberberine oxidase-like. The record is from RefSeq and is a predicted model, not a curated record. Gene Ontology annotation, molecular function: FAD binding; oxidoreductase activity. NCBI's taxonomy places the organism in Eukaryota, Viridiplantae, Streptophyta, Magnoliopsida, Lamiales, Lamiaceae.
AAUGCAUAAUGAACUAUUGUUUGACUUUGAACACUAAAACCCCAGAACACGAAUCCCAGAUCCCGCCAGUCAUAUACUGUGCCAAAGAGAAGGGCAUGCAAGUCAGAACCCGAAGUGGGGGCCAUGACUACGAGGGGCUCUCUUACGUAUCACAAGUCCCUUUUAUGAUCAUUGAUUUGAUCAAAUUCAGUGAAAUAACUAUUGAUGUUGGUGAGAAGACGGCGUGGGUCGGAUCCGGGGCAACCACUGGUUCUUUAUACUACAGGAUUGCAGAGAAAAGCCCGGUUCUUGCGUUUCCCGCUGGUGUUUGUACGACGAUUGGCAUCGGUGGCCACUUCAGCGGAGGAGGCUACGGAACGUUGAUGAGGAAAUAUGGCUUAGCUGCUGAUCAAGUUAUCGAUGCAAGAAUAAUCGAUGUUAACGGCAGGAUUCUUGAUAGAAAAUCAAUGGGCGAGGAUAUGUUUUGGGCCAUCAGAGGCGGCGGAGGUGCUAGCUUCGGCGUCAUAGUUGCUUGGAAGGUAGAACUGGUCGACGUUCCAGAAACUGUCUCUGUUUUCAACGUUGCCAGAACACUAGAGCAAAAUGCUACUCAACUCUUUCACCGCUGGCAAUACGUAGCUUCCGAACUCGACAAAGAUUUGAUCAUCGGAAUCACGGUAGCCAAGACGAACACAAUCACCGUUUCCUUCUUCUCACUCUUCCUCGGUGGAAUCGACAGACUCCUUCCACUGGUGCAAGAAAACUUCCCCGAACUCGGGCUGGUAAGAGAAGACUGCAUCGAAACGAGCUGGAUCCGAUCAAUCCUAUUCCAUUACGGUUUCCCCAUUGAUUCUUCAAAGGAGGUGUUGCUCAACAGAACUCAACGCAGCGUCACAAACUUCAAAGGAAAAUCGAAUUACGUGCAGAAACCCAUUCCCGAACACGGGCUGGAAGGUAUGUGGAGGCUGUUUAGCGAGGAGGAGGCCGCGGGCGCGUCCCUCAUUAUUUCCCCGUACGGGGGCAGAAUGGCGGAGAUUUCUGAAUCCGCCAUUCCUUUUCCGCACAGGGCGGGUAACUUGUACAAAAUUCACCAUAUAGUAUUUUGGGGCGAAGAUGAUGCUCAGAAGUCAGAUAUGUACAUAAGUUGGACUAGGAGGUUUGACAAAUACUUGACUCCUUUCGUCUCGAGGCGUCCUAGGGAAGCGUAUCUCAACUAUAGAGAUCUGGACCUCGGAGUUAACAACGUUGUGGGAAACACUAGCUAUGCUCAGGCAAGCGUUUGGGGGAAGAGAUAUUUCAAAGGCAAUUUUGACCGGCUGGUUCGGGUGAAAACUGUUGUUGAUCCCGAGAAUUUCUUCAGGAACGAACAGAGCAUUCCGCCAUUGCAUUAGUGUGUGAUUCACUCUAGAAGAAAAAAAAUAAUAAUAAAAUAAAAUUUGUAAAGCAAAUUCUCAAUAAUUUACUUAUUUUGUACUGUGUUUUAUGCAUUA